AUGGGGGGACACACGAUGCCAUCCGCAGAUGGCCAAGGGCAGCACCACCGAGGGGCGGCAGCGCUGGCACGGGAGGCAGGCACAGAGCAUCAUCACCGAGGGGCGGCCCAGAGGUGACAGGGCGCAGACACCGUCCCCACCCAGGGGCCCCGGGCAGGGCAGCAGCUCGCUGGAGGGUUUCCUUCCUCCUGCCCCAGCCGCGCCUCGCCAGCCACCCCGAGCUCGGCUGCAAGAGCCUCUCAUGUGACCGCCGGCUUCCUGUGCGCUGCCGGCUCGGUGCCGGUGCCGCGGGUCGGGACGGGACGGGACGGGACGGGACGGGACAGAACGGGCCGGGCCGUGCUCGCCACCGGACGCGGAGCGCUCGCCACCGGCCCCAGCGCCAUGCUGCGCCGCAAGCCUUCCAACGCCGGGGACAAGGAGCCGGGACACAGGAAGCUUUCCCUACAGCGUUCCAGCAGCUUCAAGGACUUCAACAAAUCCAAGGUCAGCUCCCCCGUGUCAAAUGAGGAAUUCAACCUGGAGGAGAAUAUCCCCGAGGAUGAGCCCGGCCCCGAGGAGGGCGUGCGCAGCAGCGGGACCAAGCUGGGCAGGAAGUGGCGGGCGGUGAUCUCGCGUACCAUGAACCGCAAGAUGGGCAGGAUGGCGGUGAGAGCGCUGGCCGAGGGCAAGCAGGGAGAGGGGCAGGAGGAGGGCUCCCCGUGCCCGCUGUCCCCUGGCAGCAGUGUGGAGGAGCAGAGCCGUGACAAGGUGCCCCUGUCGUACCUGGAGCUGGAGGAGGAGGAGGACGGGCGCCCGGCCCUCGCACGCCAGACGUCCAGCGGCAGCGACAUCCCCAGCCCCACUGACCCCGGGGACAGCAAGCGGCUGGACGAGGCUGUCCCCGCCUACACCGGCCCCUUCUGCGGCCGCGCCCGCGUCCACACCGACUUCACCCCCAGCCCCUACGACAAGGACUCCCUGAAGCUGCGGAAAGGGGACAUCAUCGGCAUCAUCGAGAAGCCACCUGUGGGCACCUGGACCGGGCUGCUCAACAACAGGGUGGGCUCCUUCAAGUUCAUCUACGUGGAUGUGAUCCCCGAGGAGCCGGUCCCUGCCCGCAGGAGCCGCGGCUCCAGCAGGAACAAGCGCCUCAAGCCCAAGACCCUCCACGAGCUGCUGGAGCGCAUCAACCUGCAGGAACACAUCCCCACCCUCCUGCUGAACGGGUACCAGACCCUGGAGGACUUCAAGGAGCUGCGGGAGACGCACCUGAGCGAGCUGCACAUCACGGACCCCCAGCACCGCGCCAAGCUGCUCACGGCCGCCGAGCUCCUCCUGGACUACGACACAGCCAGCGAGCCCGAGGACGGGGACAGCGCCGAGGCCCUGCCGUCGCCCUCGGAGCCCAGAGGGGACAUUCCCCGGGACUCGGGCUGCUUCGAGGGACCCGAGGCCCUGGAUGGCAGCCGGGAGGAGGCCGAGCUGGGGGGUCCCGAGGAGCAGCUGGGGGGUCCCAGGGAGCAGCUGGGGGCUCUCUCCACGGCAGAAUCCCCCUGAGCCCGCUGGCAGCGCCGCUCCCCGCUCUGGCCCUGAGCGGGGCUGGGCUGCUGGCAGGGGACAGGGGAGCCCCAGUGGUGGCACCUCGGGGCCAGCUCGGCUCCUGCACCACAGCCAGGUGCUGGGUGGGCACCAGGUGCCCCAGGACACUUUGCAUGGCACUGCCUGGCACCGCUGGCACUCUGGGCACGCCGGGGCACCGCGCUCCCUGCCAAGGCACACAGGCACUGGCUGCUUCUCCCAGGUUUGCCAGCAGGCUCAGGAGGGCAGCUCGGGAUGGAAGCCCUGCCUGCAGGCAGCUGAAGCCUGCCCAGGACACUGUCACUUCUCAGCAUGGACAUCACCUGCCGUGGGGGACAGCAAGAUGCAAAUAACACAGCUCAGACACCCUGCAAGUGUGAGGUGGACAACACAGGGAAGGGGGAAGAGGCAGCUGGCUUGGGGCAGCACAGACACGCAGGGGCUACAGCUCAGCCAUUUUCAAACCAAUUAAGUUUCCUUCAUUGUUUUAAAAUUAAAAAAAAAAUAA
Oenanthe melanoleuca is the source of this 2068-nucleotide messenger RNA. RefSeq names its product SAM and SH3 domain containing 3 (gene SASH3). The transcript has 8 exons. Gene Ontology annotation, biological process: positive regulation of adaptive immune response; positive regulation of B cell proliferation; positive regulation of immunoglobulin production. Gene Ontology annotation, molecular function: protein binding. The coding region runs from base 385 to 1539 and encodes 384 amino acids. The record is from RefSeq and is a predicted model, not a curated record. NCBI's taxonomy places the organism in Eukaryota, Metazoa, Chordata, Aves, Passeriformes, Muscicapidae. Gene Ontology annotation, cellular component: cytoplasm; nucleus.